Messenger RNA from Danio rerio (zebrafish), 2454 nucleotides. RefSeq names its product SIX homeobox 5 (gene six5). Gene Ontology annotation, biological process: regulation of transcription by RNA polymerase II; regulation of DNA-templated transcription. Lineage: Eukaryota; Metazoa; Chordata; Actinopteri; Cypriniformes; Danionidae. Gene Ontology annotation, molecular function: DNA binding; DNA-binding transcription factor activity, RNA polymerase II-specific. Gene Ontology annotation, cellular component: nucleus; cytoplasm. The record is from RefSeq and is marked validated.
GGGAGAGAGACACCGAAGGGGAGGGAGGAGGAACUUGAAGGAAAAAAGUUAAAAUAAAAAUGGCUUCCUUGUCUUUGGAGUCCACAGAACAAACUGAAAACGGCCCAAAGGAGAGCGCGCAAAAUGAAGCCAAAGUGAAAGAGGAGACGGACCCGGACGAAGUUUCGGAACAACUGUUGCAGAGCUUCCAGAACUCGGCGCUCAGUUUUUCCACCGAUCAAGUCGCGUGUCUGUGCGAAGCGCUCCUGCAAGCGGGCAAUGUGGAUCGCCUGUGGAGAUUUCUCGCCACCAUCCCUCCUUCGGCCGACCUGCUACGUGGCAACGAGACCCUGCUGAAGGCCCAGGCUCUGGUCGCUUUCCACCGGGACGAAUUCAAAGAGUUGUACGCCAUCCUGGACAGUCAUGACUUUCACCCGAGUAACCAUGGGUUCCUGCAAGACCUCUACUUGAAGGCGCGAUACAAGGAGGCUGAGAGGUCCCGGGGUCGCAGUUUGGGCGCCGUGGAUAAAUAUCGGCUGCGCAAAAAGUUUCCUUUGCCCAAAACCAUUUGGGACGGAGAGGAGACGGUGUACUGCUUCAAAGAGAAGUCGCGCAACGCUCUGAAGGAAUGUUACAAGAUCAACAGGUAUCCCACUCCGGCCGAGAAGAAGAAUUUGGCCAAAGUUACCGGACUUUCUUUGACUCAAGUGAGCAACUGGUUUAAGAAUCGCCGACAGAGGGACCGGACCCCGUCCGGUACCAACAGCAAAAGUGAAUCUGAUGGGAACCACAGCACAGAAGAUGAAGCCAGCAAGGGUGAUCUGGAGGAUAUUACUGACAAACCUGCUGCUCAAGAGACGGGCAGCUCCAAUGCUUCCCUCAUAUCUGUCCCUGGUGCUCCUUGUGGUACUGGUCAACUUGUUCUCAACAGCCCUGGGGGAUUCCUUACAAGCCCUCAUCCACUGCUGCUCAAUGGGAGCCCUAUUCUCUCAGGGGCAGGAACUGGGGUCAUCAUUAAUGGGUUGACACUGAGCGAUGGCCACACAGUCACACUCAGUCCUGUUACAGCUAAUGCGCCAUUGCUACUUAAUGGGGCUCAAGUAAUCUCCAAAGAUGAACGGGGCAUUAGUGAUUUGGAGGCCCAAGGCAGCCUGACUACUGUGGUUCUAAAUCCACAAGCCAGUCUAACCAGCACAAUACCUCUAUCUCUUAGCGAGGACACAAAAUCAACCAGUAGCAAUGUUUCUCCACUGGAUUUCAUCAGUCUUCCAGAGGCCUUAAAGAAUACAGAUAAUACUCACCCAGUGCCUGCAAACUCUAUCUCCUUGCCUACCAUCUCCACUUCUGUCAUCUCUUCUACAUCUCUUUCUUCAGGAAUUCUGGCCCCAAAUAGUAUAUCUGCAUCGAUACCUGGCUCUGUGAGUUCAGUCAUCUCAAGUCCUGUAGUUCCACUACAGCCCACACAGCCACCGGAAAUUGUUGUAUUAGGAAAGGCUGAACCUCUGUCGUCAACUUGCAGCUCUUUUUCUAGCCCACAGGUGCUGUCUUUACCCCAGGUGGUACCAUCAAUACAGGGUGUUCCAGUAUCUCAAUUGAUGCAGCCUCCAUCUGGGACCACUGUAUCAUCCCGCCCUCAGCUUGUUCCAGUCUCCCCAGUCAACCCCCAGUUAUCCCAAGUCUCCAUUCCCCAGUUUCCGACACAGACUUUUCACAUGGGUCCAAGACUUGCUCAAGCACAGCCUCAGAAUGGCUCAGUUACAUUAAACACCAGCAGUGCUUUAACACUCCCACAGAUUGCUGAUGGACAAGUUACACAAGUACUAACACCUCAGCUAGGAAACGAAUCUACUUUAGCCUCUCUUCCACAGAUACAGACCUCUUUAGGGACACAAGUCAUACCCAUCUCUUCCCCAACUCAAGUUGUACCCAUAUCUCAAACCAAAGACUCAAGCCAAAUGGUCCCCCUGUCACUGCCUCAACUUAUGCCCGUAUCAUCCAUUACGGGAACAACUGGAACCUUCUCCUUUCCUCAGGUGGUCCCAGCAACUCCAUCUCUAUCCAUUCCGUCCCAUGGAGGUGCUUUCCAGAUUCUAACAUCUGGAGCUGGAACAGGUUUAAGUGUUGCCCAGGGACCAAUACGCUUGAGCCCGAUAGGGCCUCCUCAGAGUGUCCCUACCGGAACCAUUCCAGGUGUUCAACUUCUCAACUCUGGAGUGAUUAAGCUUCCAACUGCCUCUCCAGGCAAUAUCCUGUUAGCGGGUGGCAUCGGGAGCAGCCCCAUCCUAAGUGUUCAAAACGGCAAACUUAUACUCACUAUCCCAGCUGGCAUUCAGUUUGCCAGCAUGCCUGUCAAGUCCGUCCCAGACAAUUCAGUCUCAAGCAACAGUAACCUUGAUUCACAAAUCUCUACUGUACAUUCACUUGAGAAUCAACCAGCACCUCCACUUAUUGCUCAAACCUCCAAUUCACUACAAU